AUGCAGUUGGACUCUUCACAACGAGUUUUCAUUGUGUUAAAAAUUCAAUUAGCGAACGCCUUAGAAAUCAAAUUGACGGAACGAUUUGAGCAGCGUUACUGCAUCAAAUUUUACCAGAAACUGGGCGAUUGCCAGGUGGAAGCCAUUCGAAAGAUUCGAACGGCUUUCGGUGGCGAUGCUAAGGGCAUCACACAGAUUAAGGAGUGGUUCCAUCGGUUUAAAAACGGUCGCACAUCGGCGGAGAGCAAGCCACGCUCUGGUCGGACAUCAACAUGUCGAAAUGAGCAUGUCAUUGCCAAAGUGGACGCUGUGGUGAUGCGGGACCGUCGUGUGACUAUCCGAGAAAUUGCAGAAGAGGUAGAUAUCAUCACUUUUUCGGCUCAAUUCAUUGUGACCGAAGAUUUGGUCAUAAAGAGAGUGGCGGCUAAAUUUGUGCCGAAGCUGCUGACGGUGGAGCAAAAGGAACUUCGCGUUGAAGUCUCACAGGACAUGCUGGACUCCAUAAACAGUGAUCCUGACUUCAUGAACACCAUUAUCACUGGUGAUGAGUCCUGGGUGUACAGGUACGACCCGGAAACCAAAAUGCAGUCAUCACAGUGGAAGCAUUCCACGUCACCAAGACGUAUUCAAAAACCGACGAUAGCAUGUUAA
This is a messenger RNA of Anastrepha ludens (Mexican fruit fly), 651 nucleotides long. RefSeq lists its product as uncharacterized. NCBI's taxonomy places the organism in Eukaryota, Metazoa, Arthropoda, Insecta, Diptera, Tephritidae. The transcript is spliced from 2 exons. The record is from RefSeq and is a predicted model, not a curated record. Gene Ontology annotation, molecular function: nucleic acid binding. The coding region runs from base 1 to 651 and encodes 216 amino acids.